This is a messenger RNA of Parastagonospora nodorum SN15, 657 nucleotides long. RefSeq lists its product as hypothetical. The record is from RefSeq and is a predicted model, not a curated record. Gene Ontology annotation, cellular component: cytosol. Gene Ontology annotation, biological process: response to oxidative stress; cellular response to stress; cell redox homeostasis. Bases 1 to 657 code for a protein of 218 amino acids. The transcript is spliced from 2 exons. Gene Ontology annotation, molecular function: thioredoxin peroxidase activity. NCBI's taxonomy places the organism in Eukaryota, Fungi, Ascomycota, Dothideomycetes, Pleosporales, Phaeosphaeriaceae.
AUGGCUUUUCCGGCAUACACCCCCAAGGCGCGCGUGCAGAAACCUGCACCGAACUUUUCUACUACAGCAGUUGUUGAUGGCACAUUCGAAGCCUACACCUCCACGAAGCAAUGGCUCGUCCUCGGCUUCGUCCCUAUGGCCUGGACCUUCGUCUGCCCCACCGAAAUCAUCGCCUUCAGCGAACGCAUCGCCGACUUCACUGCUCGCAACGCUAGCGUUGUCUUCGCAUCUACAGAUUCCGAGUACAGCCUACUCGCCUGGACCAUGGCGAGUCGGAAAGACGGUGGAUUGGGCAAAAUCGACAUUCCCUUGAUCUCCGACAAGAACCACAGUAUUAGCAAGGACUACGGAGUGCUGAUCGAGGAGGAGGGCAUCGCGCUCAGAGGACUGUUCUUGAUCGACCCCAAUGGUAUUGUAAGGCAGAUUACCAUCAACGAUCUCCCUGUUGGCCGCAGUGUGGAUGAGACUCUCCGUCUGAUCGACGCCUUCCAGUUCACAGACAAAUACGGCGAGGUGUGCCCUGCAAACUGGAACCCUGGUGAUGAGACCAUCAAGGCUACGCCAGAGGGCAACAAGGAGUACUUGGGCAAGGUGCAUGCGGACACUAAGAUGUCUGAUGUUGCGAAGACGAACGGUAAGUCCAUACCGGCGAGAUAG